GGAGUUCUAAACGUCUAUGGUUCUAAAACCAGCCAACAGUUCGAUCGGUGGUCUGAGCUCUUACCUCCACUUCUCCUCUAGUUAUCCUCCUCGUCAUGUCGUGUCUGAUCUGCGGGCCCAAGCUGGCGACGUGCGGCAUCGUGAUCAGCGUCUGGGGUGUCGUCAUGCUGGCCCUGCUGGGGGUCUUCUUCAGAACCCACUCCGCGGUGCUCAUCGAGGACGUCCCGCUCACUGAGGAGGACUUGAGGGAUACCAACCCUCCUCAGAAGGUCUACGGGAUCUACAACCAGGUCGCCUACAACUGCUUCAUCGCGGCGGCCGUCUACGUGGUGGUGGGGGGCUUCUCCUUCUGCCAGGUGGCGCUCAACCGGCGGAAGGAAUACCUGGUUCGGUAGCAGCCCCUAGCGGAGAAGAGGACUUCCUGGAGCUUGAGGAGCGGUUAAUGCGCUCUAUCGCUGUAAACACUUGGUGCCAAAACAUUUCAUACGACAGUCUCAGUGCCUUCUUUGUCUUACAAAUUGUGAAUUCAGAAUAAAUGAUUUUUUUCAUUU
Molecule: messenger RNA, 551 nt
Organism: Gadus macrocephalus (Pacific cod)
Lineage: Eukaryota; Metazoa; Chordata; Actinopteri; Gadiformes; Gadidae
Product: ribonuclease kappa-A-like
Exons: 4
Coding region: 96-395 (99 amino acids)
Molecular function (GO): RNA endonuclease activity
Source: RefSeq, a predicted model, not a curated record